GGAGUCCGAGCUAGCCGGGCCGCCGAGAGAUCACCGCGUUUUACUGCAGCCCAUUGCACCUCACCUCAUUUCUCCCACUACGUAGACAGCAACCAGCUGCGCCAGCCUUGCCAGCGAUUGGGUAAAAUAGGAGAAGCGUCAAUCAGUGGACUCGAGGGGCCAAACCAACAAACCGAACGGGUAAGAGAGAUCAACUGUCGGCUGCGGUGCUGACUGAGGUGACCACUAAGGACUUUUCCGCCCAUCAUAUUCCCGUCAUGUCCGUAGUCCUAGUACGAAGUGCUAUUCCGUCGAAUAGUGGUUUUCGUGUCUGUUUGGCCCGGCACUGGACGCUGAUGCAUGCGCAACGCUUAACUCCCCACCACCACCAAUCCCACCGUCCAUUCUCAGCCUCACAAUUUGUGCAGAUUCGACCGCCUCGCCCGUUCUGUCCCGCUGGACACUGCAGCAACUUGUAUGCAACCUCCACGGCGACGGCGUCCUGCCGCUGGCCAAAUAAGGCUUGCAACCGCGUCCCCGCAGAACCAGCGCCCCGCGCACCGCCCGCAUUAGGCCCCGAAGUCGCAAUGUCGAACGCCGAUCGCCAACGUCCGGAUGUGACAGGUGGAAUUCGGGAUCGAGCUUCAUCGCCUUUCUGUGUUUUACUGGUUGAGAAGAGUUGUCGCUUCCCAGGUUCCCUUUCUUUUUGCGACCGGCAUAAGCACGCACAGACUCACUCUCAUCAGCUCGGCGCCGUCAAUGUACUGUGUAAUGCAAAGAGACGUGUAACAUUGGCCACGGCGUGGGCUUUCCCACGCGCCAACGUUUCCAAGUUUUCUAGUCUCACCAGUGCGGUGGCUUGCGUCUCAACGCGAACGGUUCGUCGAGGCCCGCGGGCCGCCAGAUUUGUUGGGCCCCCAGGACAAAUGCACUACUGGUUGAUUGGUGGUCUGCUCCCGCUCCUCCGGGCUCACUUGCUUGCUCCCGCCCUGGUGCUCACAGUGAUCGCGCUGCCUUCAAGGUUCGCCACUGCAGUGAGUCGGCCAUUCUGGCUUGUCAGGCCACUACAGCAGGCCCCAGGGCCAAGCGCCCAGGCAUUUGCCACGGCCCCGCACCACCCACCAUAAGCGCCUAGCGCCAUUCGCGCCCCUCAGAUCCUCAGCUUUCCCAACAAGCGCCGUGGAAUCCACCUAGCGAGCACUCUAGCGCCGAGUCUGCGGCCGCCCCUUGAGCUUCGCUAGCAGCCCUGCUACUCUCCGGCUUCUGUUUCAUCUCUUUCUAUUAAAUGGAAGCUAAUUGUUAGAUAAGUCAAAAGCCGUCGAACAACUAGAUGCCGUGCUUAUUCUAUCCACUGCACAAGAGUGAGUGACUUGCCUCGAAACGUUGUUGAGUUUCGGUGCCUGCUAUCCGCGACUCAAAUGCGGUAGCUGAGGGUAGGUAAUCUCCCUGCCAAAAAUCCACCUAA
Molecule: messenger RNA, 1444 nt
Organism: Lasiosphaeria miniovina
Lineage: Eukaryota; Fungi; Ascomycota; Sordariomycetes; Sordariales; Lasiosphaeriaceae
Exons: 1
Coding region: 258-1106 (282 amino acids)
Source: RefSeq, a predicted model, not a curated record